CCCCGGCAGCCACGCGCCGCCGGCCGCGAGCUGCCGGCGCGGCCGUUACGGGAGCGGAGCCGGCGCUGAGGGGGCCCCAUGGCCGCGUCGCUGGGGCCGCUGGUGGGAGCCAUCGAUCAGGGCACCAGCUCCACCCGCUUCCUGGUUUUUAAUGCAGAAACAGCAGAGCUCUUGAGUCACCAUCAAGUGGAAAUAAAGCAAGAAUUCCCUAGAGAAGGAUGGGUGGAACAAGAUCCAAAGGAAAUAUUAAACUCUGUAUAUGAAUGUGUGGAAAAGACCUGUGAGAAAAUGAAUGAACUGAACAUAAACAUCGCUAACAUAAGAGCCAUUGGAGUCACCAAUCAGAGAGAAACAACAGUGGUUUGGGACAAGACAACUGGAGAACCUCUUUAUAAUGCUAUUGUGUGGCUUGACCUGAGAACCCAGUCAACAGUUGAACGUCUUCUUAAAAGAAUUCCAGGAAAAAACAAAACUUUUUCUAAGUUUAAGACUGGUCUUCCACUUAGCACUUAUUUCAGUGCAGUGAAACUUCGGUGGCUUUUGGAUAAUGUGGAAGAGAUUAAGAAAGCAGUUGAGGAUGGAAGAGCUUUGUUUGGGACUAUUGAUUCAUGGCUUAUAUGGAGUUUGACAGGUGGAAAGAAUGGAGGCAUUCACUGUACAGAUGUCACCAAUGCCAGUAGAACGAUGUUGUUCAACAUUCAUUCCUUGGAAUGGGAUCCUGACCUCUGCAAAUUCUUUGAUAUUCCUAUGGAAAUACUUCCAACUGUACGAAGCUCCUCUGAGAUUUAUGGCGUGAUGGACUCUGGAGCUUUGACAGGUGUACCAAUUUCUGGGUGCUUGGGUGACCAGCAUGCUGCUCUUGUUGGACAAAUGUGUUUUCAAGAUGGACAAGCAAAAAACACGUACGGAACAGGUUGUUUCUUGCUGUGCAACACAGGUCAGAAGUCUGUGUUUUCUGAGCAUGGUCUUAUAACCACAAUAGCUUACAAAAUGGGCAGAGACAAACCUGCUUUUUAUGCACUAGAGGGAUCUGUUGCAAUAGCUGGGGCUGUUGUUCGCUGGCUGAGGGACAAUCUGGGCAUUGCUAAGAGUUCAGAGGAAGUUGAAAAAUUGGCUGAAGAUGUGGGAACUUCCUAUGGCUGCUACUUUGUGCCAGCAUUUUCAGGACUGUAUGCACCAUACUGGGAACCCAGUGCAAGGGGUAUCAUCUGUGGCCUUACUCAGUUUACAAAUAAAAACCACAUCGCCUUUGCUGCACUAGAAGCAGUCUGCUUUCAAACACGAGAGAUUCUAGAUGCCAUGAACAAGGACUGUGGGAUUCCACUAAGUCAGUUACAAGUAGAUGGAGGAAUGACCAAUAACAAAAUCCUCAUGCAACUCCAAUCAGACAUUCUCUGUAUUCCAGUAGUAAAGCCAUCAAUGACUGAAACAACAGCUUUAGGAGCUGCUAUGGCAGCAGGAGCUGCAGAAGGUAUUGAAGUUUGGAGUCUGAAUCCUGGAGAUUUGACAGCAGUGACAUGUGAACGAUUUGAACCACAGAUAAACCCAGAGGAAAGUGAAUAUCGCUAUGCCAGGUGGAAGAAAGCUGUAAUGAAGUCUAUGGGAUGGGAGACAUCUGGCGGUCCUUCAAAUGGUCUUCAGGAGCACGCUGAGAACUGAGACUGCAGCAGCUCUAGCUUCCCGAUCUCCUGGCACACUCCCUAGGUCUUGAGCAACUAGAAAACAGACAGGAUGGCACUGGCCAUCAGUUGUCACUGUCUAGAACAAGCAUUUUCCCUCCCACCACUACAGCCAGUUGCAGUUGUAUUCUGUUUGUUUUGGCAAUAGGAUGAGUUAGCAUGCUCAACAGCACCCACAGUUCCUUUCCUGCGUCAUAAACAGCUUCAUGAAUGGGGGGUAUAUGACUUCAGCUACUUGUUUUUGCUAAGCUUUCAGUCCUAUCCCCCCCUUCUGCAUAGAUUGUCUUGCAGGUAGAGCCAUUGCUAAAAAAAAUUGCCACAGAGCUUAUUGUUUGAUACAGAUUCAUGAACUCUUUGCCUUUAGCUUUUAUGAGCACAGAAAUCCCUUUGUUAUUACUACUCACUCUGCAACACCAGGAGUCAGCUGAGAGGAUACAUAAUACAAAUAUUAAUGGCCUUCCCUACAUGAUGUUUCAGUAUUAAAAUCACUUUCUUCCACAAACACUGAAGUCAGAUACUGCUUCAAUAUGAAGGAAGAUUACUUGAAAAACUAUGUAAACUGCUUCAAUCUCUAUCAGCUUAUAACUAGAAUCUAACUCCCAAGUCUUCUGUGGACAACAUUUUUGGGAAAUGAAUGUACCAUUGCAGCUCGCCAACCUUGAUUUCUCAAGGGCAAUUGAUUCUUCAGUUGUACAAUUCUGAACUGACUCUUCAGCAGAAGGAAGUGUUUUAACAAAACAAAUGCUUUUAGAGAUUUCACAGUAGAGAUACUGGAGGCAUCAGUUAUUUUCAA
Vidua chalybeata is the source of this 2472-nucleotide messenger RNA. RefSeq names its product glycerol kinase (gene GK). Gene Ontology annotation, molecular function: glycerol kinase activity. Gene Ontology annotation, biological process: triglyceride metabolic process; glycerol metabolic process; glycerol-3-phosphate biosynthetic process. The transcript is spliced from 19 exons. The record is from RefSeq and is a predicted model, not a curated record. Gene Ontology annotation, cellular component: mitochondrion. Lineage: Eukaryota; Metazoa; Chordata; Aves; Passeriformes; Viduidae. The coding region runs from base 79 to 1659 and encodes 526 amino acids.